Linum tenue is the source of this 99-nucleotide messenger RNA. NCBI's taxonomy places the organism in Eukaryota, Viridiplantae, Streptophyta, Magnoliopsida, Malpighiales, Linaceae. The record is from the annotation of a GenBank genome assembly.
AUGCAGAAGCAUCAGACACAUCAUCGAAGACAUUGGAAUAGGGACUUGGCAGCAUGUGAGACGGACAACAAACGAAGCAACUCAUAUUAUGGCUCAUAG